Messenger RNA from Physcomitrium patens, 2157 nucleotides. Lineage: Eukaryota; Viridiplantae; Streptophyta; Bryopsida; Funariales; Funariaceae. The record is from RefSeq and is a predicted model, not a curated record.
GUAUUAUCAAUGCGUAGUCGUCUCUGCAGGAUUUUGAAGCGAGAAGCUCGAGAGGAGAUGGUUUUUUUGUGAAAUAUAAUGUAUUGAGGGGCUAGAGUGAUUGAGAAAGAGAGAGAGAGAGAGAGAGAGAGAGAGUUUUGAGGUGGUUCUGGUAUCCCUUUUCUGUAUUCUGGUGUCGAGUGGCUGAUUUUAGGUCAGUGAUUGCUAAGGGUGUAUUUUGUAAAAUUUGGGGAUGAUGGAACUUUGAUAGCUAAGUGGGUUGUGUUUGUCACGGCUGCAGGUAGUAGGGAGGGAGCUGGGUCAUGGCCGCUACCGCGGUGGAGGAGGCCCUCCUAGGUCACUUGCAGAAACUGACUAUUAGCAAUUCGGAGGAAUGGGCCUCGUCUGCUGGAUUUGACCACAACCUCGUGAAGGAUGUUGUGAAAUCUCUGCAUGGCUUUGGCUAUGUGGAGGCUGAGACCGUGAAAAAGGUAAGGUGGGUGCUCACUGCCGAGGGCAAGAUGUACACAAUGCGGGGUUCUCCCGAGGUCCAGGUGUUCGAGGCUGUUCCUGCGGAGGGCAUCUCUGCGGCGGAUUUGAAGGGGAAGCUGGAUGCACUGGUCUAUGACGUGGGGUUCAAGACAGCGAUGAAGAACAAAUGGAUUCAGUUAGCUAAACCAUUGAUUAUCAAAAAGGUUGAAUCGGUGAAGGAUGAGGUCCGAAACCUGCUGACUGCCAUCCAAGAAGGAAAGGAAAUUCCGGAUGCAAGUAUUAACGACCUGAAAAAGAGACAGCUCAUAGAGCGCAGGAACGAGACAUGGUUUUCAUUGUCUAAGGGACCUAACUAUGCUCCGAAGAGAGUGAAGCCGGAGACAGAUCUUACGCGUGAUCUUCUACAAAGUGGGGAAUGGUUGAAACGAGACUUCAAACCUUAUAAUUUUAAUGCAUUAGGCCAGCCCACUGAAGGUGGUCAUCUUCACCCCUUGCUGAAGGUGAGAACGCAGUUCCGGAAUAUCUUCUUGGAGAUGGGAUUUGAAGAGAUGCCAACAAACAAUUUUGUAGAAAGCAGCUUCUGGAAUUUCGAUGCACUGUUCCAGCCUCAACAGCAUCCAGCCCGUGACUCUCAUGACACCUUUUUCUUGAAGGCCCCAGCUCGGACAAUAGAGUUACCAGAGGAUUACUUGGAACGAGUUAAGAAAACGCACGAAGAAGGAGGUUAUGGGUCCAUCGGAUAUGGGUACGACUGGAAGAGGGAUGAAGCCGAAAAGAAUUUGUUGCGGACACAUACUACGGCUGUCUCAUCCCGUAUGCUUUAUAAACUUGCACAGGAUGGUUUCACACCAAAGAGGUACUUUUCAAUUGAUCGGGUGUUCCGUAACGAGGCUGUGGAUCGUACACAUCUCGCUGAGUUUCACCAAGUCGAAGGUCUUGUAUGUGAUAGAGGCCUCUCGCUUGGGGAUCUUAUUGGCGUUUUAAAUGAUUUUUUUGCGCGCCUUGGAGUGAAGAAACUUCGUUUUAAGCCUGCCUAUAACCCAUACACUGAACCCAGUAUGGAGAUUUUCAGCUAUCACGAAGGGCUGAAGAAGUGGGUGGAAGUGGGUAAUUCAGGAAUGUUUCGACCGGAAAUGUUGCAACCAAUGGGCCUUCCAGAGGACGUGUCGGUUAUUGCGUGGGGUUUGUCCUUGGAAAGGCCAACCAUGAUUAUGUAUGGUAUUGACAACAUUCGUGAUCUCUUUGGUCAUAAGGUGGAUCUGAGGCUAAUCAAAUCCAAUCCAAUUUGCCGAUUAGGAAUCAAAUAAGUUAUCAAGAGGCAAAUAGACGAUUUGAUAGACUAUUUGGUAGACUAAGGUUUAUUUAUGUUAUGACCCCUCUCUAGUCCUUCGCCUUAGCUGUCUCUUGUCCUUCGUCUUAAUCCUCCCUUGGCCGAAGGGAGCAGAGUUCUGUAUGUCGCGGGUGGGCGUGGUCAAGGGCAGGUAUACAAAAAAAUUGUUAAAAUUGCCUGACAUCCAUUUAUGGAUGAAGAAGAAAAAUUAACAUGGUUUGAGUUGGGUACCUACUCUGCGACCCAAAAUGUCAAGUGAGGAGGGAGUUACUAGAGUUUGGCAAGUAGAGGCCUAGUUUGCAUUUGUAUUACAAUAUUCAUCUCGCUGGAAGAAUUGCAUACCGCUUUUAUUAGAA